CAUUCUAAACUCAACCUUUUUCUCAAGAAUUGUUUUGUAAUUAGUAAACCCUGUCUAACUUUGAAAAUUGAGGAACUAGGGAUAGAUGGGGACGGAGGCAAACACAGCAGAGCAGACGCCAACAGAAACGACGCCGGAGCAUGUGGAGGCCUUGCUUGAGGCUGCUAGAUACGAUGAUCUCGACGACGUCGUAAGCCUAGCCACCGCCGGCGUUCUUCUUGAUUCCAAGGACUCACUUGGCCGAACAGCACUUCAUAUGGCUGCAGCUAACGGGCAUCUUGACAUCGUAGAUUAUCUUGUCAACAGAGGAGUGGACCUUAAUGCUUUCAAUGAGGAGAAGAAUACACCUCUUCAUUGGGCUUGCCUCAAUGGGCAUAUUGAGGUGGUUAAGAAACUGAUCUUGGCAGGCGCAAAUGUGAGUGUUUUAAACAGCUACGAGAGGACACCGAUGGAUGAAGCAGUGAGUCGGGAUAAGGUGGAUGUCAUUGAUGCAAUUAACGCAGCAGUGGCACAAGUAGAACUUGCUGGUAUCAGGGUUUCCUAAUGUUCGAGCCUAAUUGAAGUCAAAGUUCUGAAAGAGUUUCUAGUGUGUUUUGGUUAAAAGAUUUCAUUAUUUUUUUUCUUUUAUAAAUUACAAGCUUGUAAUGUGAAAUUUUUGUUCAGAGCUGUUGAGUCUCUACUGGCUCUUUGCA
Molecule: messenger RNA, 692 nt
Organism: Corylus avellana
Lineage: Eukaryota; Viridiplantae; Streptophyta; Magnoliopsida; Fagales; Betulaceae
Product: ankyrin repeat family protein
Biological process (GO): protein K6-linked ubiquitination
Cellular component (GO): BRCA1-A complex; BRCA1-BARD1 complex
Molecular function (GO): ubiquitin-protein transferase activity; protein binding
Source: RefSeq, a predicted model, not a curated record